GAUUGAUGCGCGCGUCUGUUGCCGCAUGCACUCCUCCAGCGUGUAGCUUUCUUUGAAUAACACUACUGUCAAAAUAUCGAUCUGCAAUGGAGGCCUUGAACCAAAUAUUAUUAGAGUAUCCGCCGCUUGUAGUCGGUAGUGUGGGAGCGACCGCGGUUGCAGCAGGAGGAGCGCUGAUCUACAGAAUUGCAACCAGGAAGAAACCGACUCAUCUUCAAGUGAAUUGUUGGUUCUGCAAUCAGGACACAGUUGUCCCCUAUGGGAACAGAAACUGCUGGGAUUGUCCAUAUUGUGAACAGUAUAAUGGCUUUCAGGAGAAUGGGGACUACAACAAACCCAUUCCUGCUCAGUACAUGGAGCAUCUGAAUCAUGGUGUUUCAGCCGGCGUCCCUGAGACCCCCAAGACUCUGCAGUGGGUCAACUGUCAGAUGCUUUUGUGCAAGAAGUGCAACAACAACCAGACGCUGAAGAUCAAGCAGCUGGCCUCGUUCAUCCCCAGGGAUGAUGAAAACUACGAUGAGGAGAUCGAAGUUUAUAAGCACCACCUCGAACAGACCUACAAGUUGUGCCGACCAUGUCAGACAGCAGUGGAGUAUUACAUCAAACACCAGAACCGGCAGCUGCGGGCACUGCUCUUCAACCACCAGCUCAGACGCACUCGGGACGCGGAUAAAGCCUUCAUUAAGAACACCUACUCUCUCUCCACUCCGGCCUGGUUGAUCUUGCUCAGGAUCCUUGCGUUUCUCGCUUGUGCCUUUUUGGUAGCUGUGGCUUUGUCUGGAUAUGGAGACGAGAGCCCCUCUGUCACGCAGACCUUGAGCGGAGGAGUCGUUCCACCUAAGCGAGUCCUUCAAAAUGAGAAUGAAAGCAAGACUGAUGAGGGCAGCAUGAUGUGGGACGAUCUAAUGGGUCUCCUUCCGGAAAAAGCAGUGGAAAAUGCUCGACUUUUCUGGCAGUCCGGAAGCGACCAUCAAAUGGCUGUGGCCUCUGUUGGACUCCUUACUUGCAUCACAGGUGUCUUAAUGGCAGGACCUGUCAGGUUAAGGAGGAUUGAUGCUGUGGCUUCUGUGCUCUGGCUCCUGGUGAUCUGUUUUUACCUGGCCGAGUGUUACCUGAAGACAGAUGUCCCAAGCUGGCUGGAAAUGGUCAAGUUUGGCAUCACUUCUGUGUGUUGUCUGGUGGGAUUCGCUGCCGCUGUGGCAACACGCAAAUCCACAAGUCAGAGAAGAGCCAGAGGUCGCAGGUAUCUGUCUGGUGGUUCUCCAGGAGAGUUCUUCUGUAAUCAUGGGCCGCUGCUGUCUGCACCUGCGUCUGGAUCCUCCACAUUCGUCCCGACGCCUCCACCCAACCUGUCCCAGCUGCUGAUUCGCCAGCAGAGCCAGCGAACCCGCAAAGCCUCCCCCUCCUCACUGCCUGGCCGGCUCAACCGAGCCCUCUCUCUGGGCACCAUCCCUUCACUCGCACGCGCAGAUUCAGGUUUCCUAUUCAGCGGCAGCAGACCAUCUUCACAGUGUAAAGACUCGCCACCUUCAGACUACUACUCUCUAAAAUCUGGAAGCAGACCCUCUUCUCCUGGACCAUCUCCGACGCCUUCGGUGGCAGGAUCUGUCACUUCCACCUCCAGCUCGGCCAGGCAACGCCGGCCGCUCAUCAGCCCAGCCAGACUCAACAUCAGUGGGCAAAAGCUGCGGCUCUUUUCCUCUCCUCUGGAGCCCUUCAGUUUGGCCUCACCGCCUCCGUUUCUUUCAGAGCACAAUCAUAUGCACAGCAGAGGAUUCUUGCCUGAUGUUCCACACUUUCAUUCACAAAAUCAUGGUUCAGUAAUUGACGAGGGAAGUGUAUUUGAGCAUGUGGAGAAGCGAAUGGGAAGCUCUUCUUCAUCCUCAAACUGCCAUGUAGACACGACUACAGGAAAUAAUGUCGAAAGCAAGCCUGGAUGGAAGGGUUUUUUGGGCCUGACGCUUUGGCCUGGUUUGCUGUUUGCCAGCCUGACUAUUAACCUAACAUUCAUUUGCAUCUAUGUCUACUAUAAUUGGAGAUGAGGACAUAGAUCAGACAACAGGAGUUCAAGCUCAAACUGCGAUGUACACGGGCCCUUGUCGCCUGGUUGCUCAGUGAAUUUGGGCCCUUAAGAGGAAAUACAUGGAGCAUUUUCCUUUGGGUGAUAACUACAACUUUCUACAAUAUUCUUGCUGCUCAACAAUCGCAAAGGAUUGUUUUCUGGCUCACGUAAAUGAGAAGAGUGUUUUCUCUUGAACCUGAGUUCUUUUAAGUAUCACUUGAGCUUUGAAAACAUGUUUUUUGGUGCAUGUUCAGUCCUUUAUUUCUGUUUUUAAACACUGGAUAUGUAUUGGAGCGAACGAUUGUGCUGUUUAAGCUUAACAGAACGAUGUCUGUUGGGCAUGUGAAGCAUCUUUAUGAAAUAUUAAUUUGGCUUCUUUGCCAUAUUGCUGUACAAGCGUUUCUGUUUAUCCUACUACUUCACAGAUAAUGUCAUGGCAUUAUCAGAGUGAUGCGAUAUUAAAUGGUGCAAUAUCUUUUGGGAUUAUGUAAUUUUGACAACAUUGUGACACUGAAAUAUUUGGUU
This is a messenger RNA of Danio aesculapii, 2587 nucleotides long. It is a transcript of the gene tmem201, whose product is annotated as transmembrane protein 201. Gene Ontology annotation, cellular component: nuclear inner membrane. Gene Ontology annotation, biological process: nuclear migration along microtubule. Lineage: Eukaryota; Metazoa; Chordata; Actinopteri; Cypriniformes; Danionidae. Bases 87 to 2042 code for a protein of 651 amino acids. The record is from RefSeq and is a predicted model, not a curated record. Gene Ontology annotation, molecular function: lamin binding; actin filament binding. The transcript has 11 exons.